Messenger RNA from Talpa occidentalis (Iberian mole), 3275 nucleotides. It is a transcript of the gene NXPH1, whose product is annotated as neurexophilin 1. The transcript has 3 exons. The record is from RefSeq and is a predicted model, not a curated record. Bases 1254 to 2069 code for a protein of 271 amino acids. Gene Ontology annotation, molecular function: signaling receptor binding. Lineage: Eukaryota; Metazoa; Chordata; Mammalia; Eulipotyphla; Talpidae.
AGUCCUCUCCGCGGUGCGCGCUGAAUGGCUGGCGGCCCGCAGCGCCCCCGCCUCCGGCCCGGCAGCUACAGGUCGGCGGCCCCCAGCGUCGGCGCCCGAGGGCCGGGGAGUCCUGCACCCUCCCGCGCCCAUCCUAGCCCUCCGCGCCGCCCCAGUGCGCUCCCCGCCACAGCCCGAGCGGUCGCAGUCCUCUUAGGGCCCCCUGGAGAGGGGGCGCUGUGGCCACCAGAGGCCCCGAAGGAGUCACUUCUCACUGCGGGCCCGGCCCGCGCAGAGCCCGGGCGCGGCAUCUGUUUACUCGGGGUGAUAAUUAGUCUCCGAGGGCUCGCCCAGCCACGUGCUGAUGUAACGGCCGGUGUCGGGAAGACAGGCGCGCUCAGCUGCUGACCCAAGGAGCCCACACCACGGCCUCCGCGCGGGGAGCCCCAGCGCGCUCCAAAGCGUCCCCUAGCGGCCGGGCAGGUGGAAGGACAGCGCCCCAGACGCCUCUCCGGAGUGACUUCCCCGAUUCCCAGGGUGGCGCGGAGAGGUGCCGCUGCUCCGUGCGCCAGAACCGACCACGUUCUCGCCACCCCACCCCGCCCUCAGAAACUCGGAGUGCCUCCGCUGCCCCUUGGCUGUUUUUUUCUUCUGAACGAUCAGUGUCUUAGCUCUCAAGUUCAAGUCUCUGGACUUGCCCCGUCUCCUCUCCUUAAGUCAUUUCCACCCUCCACGGCAGCCUGGGGAAGCUGGUGGUCCUGGACUGCUCGUCCCAGGGCCGGCGCUGGCAGUCCCAGGCUGUCCGGCUGAGCAGCAGCCCGAAGCACUAGCCUCUCCUUCCCUCUCCUCCCUCCCUUUCUCGCUUCCUUUUUUCCCUCCUCUACUUCCCCCCUCCUUCUCUUGCCUCUUAAGUUUCCUGCACGGUGAAUCUAACUGUACCAAGCCUAGGCUCCCGCGGAACCGAUACUGGGCGCGACCCGGACACCGGGACACCGACUCUGCCGAGGCUGGACGAAGCAGCGGGACCGGUCCGCGCCGGAGCAUGGAGACGAAGCGCCAGGGAGGGCAUGUCCGGGGCGCCGGAGACACCAGGCCCGAGUAGCUCCUCCAUGGAGCCUGCCCAGAGCGGUCCCUGCUCUCCGGAUUUGCCCCUGCUCGUGUGCGGCUGCUGAGAGCGCUUCUUGCUCUGUAAAGUGGAUGUCAGGUGGAUCUAUGUUUUUGAAGGAACAAAGACUCAGAGAAGGCACCGCCGAGGAAGUUUGAGACGCGGGAGGAUGCAGGCUGCGUGCUGGUACGUCCUUCUCCUCCUGCAGCCCACCGUCUACUUGGUCACAUGUGCCAACUUAACAAAUGGUGGAAAGUCAGAACUUCUAAAAUCAGGAAGCAGCAAAUCGACACUAAAGCACAUAUGGACAGAAAGCAGCAAAGACUUGUCUAUCAGCCGACUCCUAUCACAGACUUUUCGUGGCAAAGAAAACGAUACAGAUCUAGACCUGCGAUAUGACACCCCAGAACCUUAUUCUGAGCAAGAUCUCUGGGAUUGGCUGAGGAACUCCACAGACCCUCAAGAGCCUCGGCCCAGGGCCAAGAGAAGGCCUAUUGUUAAGACGGGCAAGUUUAAGAAAAUGUUUGGAUGGGGUGAUUUUCAUUCCAACAUCAAAACAGUGAAGCUAAACCUAUUGAUAACUGGGAAAAUUGUAGAUCAUGGCAAUGGGACAUUUAGUGUUUAUUUCAGGCACAAUUCCACUGGUCAAGGGAAUGUAUCGGUCAGCUUGGUGCCCCCUACGAAAAUAGUGGAAUUUGACUUGGCACAACAAACCGUGAUUGAUGCCAAAGAUUCCAAGUCCUUUAACUGUCGCAUUGAGUAUGAAAAGGUUGACAAGGCUACCAAGAACACACUCUGCAACUAUGACCCUUCAAAAACCUGUUACCAGGAGCAGACCCAAAGUCAUGUGUCCUGGCUCUGCUCCAAGCCCUUUAAGGUGAUCUGUAUUUACAUUUCCUUUUAUAGUACAGAUUAUAAACUAGUACAGAAAGUGUGCCCCGACUACAACUACCAUAGUGACACACCUUACUUCCCCUCCGGAUGAGGAUGAACAUGGGGGUGAGACUGAAGCCUGAGGAAUUAAAGGUCAUAUGAUAGGGCUGUUACCUCAAUGAAGAAGGUCACAUCUGUUGCCUGGAAUGUGUCUACACUGCUGCUCUUGUCAACUGGCUGCAAAUACGCUAGUGGAAAACAUUCUGAUGUAAUUUCUGCCCAGUCAGCUUCAUCUCUCAGUAUAGCUGCAAAUCACCACAUAUUUUAAAGCUACACUUGAAGACAUGCUCUCAUACUUAGAUGUACAUGAACACACACACUCAUACACAUUUCAGCUUGCACCUGUCAUGAUUCCUGUCAGGAGGGCUUUCAUUGUCUGACUCAUAAUGGUUCAGGAUAAACUAUCAUCAAGAAAAGGAUUAACUAAACAGAGAAUGGUUUCUAACAUUGAUGCUAUAGAAAUCUCUUUUAAAGUCUUGAGUACAUGCUAAUUAAUAAUCCCCACUCAUGCAUUCCUACUGCUUGGAGUAGCUGUACUGGUAAAUACUACUGUAGGAGUAUAUGCUUGUUAAAAUGGAAAACAAUGUGUCUUUAGAGCUCAGUAUUCUUUAUUUUACGAACACAACAAAGUGUAGUAACUUUUCCCCAGCAUACAGUAGGCACAUUCAAGGUGAUACAAGAUGGCUCUUUUUUUUUUUUUUUCUAUGGAGGGAGCCUGUUCUUGGUAAAGAUGAGCAAACAUUUGGAAUUUACAUGUGGGCAGACACUGGAUUACAGCUUUCAUCACCAAUCACUGGACUUUGGCAAAGUCAAGACCAGCUAAGGAUGCUUAAAACAAGUUCUGAUCAUUAUGUAAGAAGGGAAUUGCCUGACAGACACCAUGUAAGUGAUAAGUGUCUGUCUUAUCUUUACUACACAUAUUGUAACAAAUUCAAUAUCCUAGUCUUCAUUUGUAUGAAUGGUUUGUAUUGUACAUAGUUUAACCCGGUGUUAUUUGAGCUGCUUAUUAAUAUUAACUUGUACUUGUCUCUCUGCUUGUUAUUGGUUAAAAAGAAAAAAAAAAAAGGAUAUGAGGAAUCCAUUUUAUCAAUGUAGCUGUGAACUCCAUUAAAAGACAAACUUAAUGUACAAAGCAUUUAUUCAGCUCAAGUAUUGUUGAAAGCUAUACAUAUACGGCAUUACAGUCUGUCUGUAUUUAGAUAUUUUAUUUCUGGACAAAAUGAAAUGUACAUAAAAAUAAAAUGCUUAAAGUUGAGUU